AUGACUUUCACCUCCAAACUCAUCACAUAUCCAACAGUCUUCACAAUUAAUCCCGAGAGCGUGAAAACCAUUCUCGCAACCAAAUUCGAUGAUUUCCGUCUGUCUUCCAUUAGGGUUGAUGCUAUGAAGCCUGUCUUUGGUCAUGGGAUUUUCACCACUGAUGGAAAGCUAUGGCAUCAAUCUCGUGCUCUCCUUCGACCUACUUUUGCCAAGGAAAGUAUCUCUAACUUGGAAGUUGCCGAGAUACAUUUCCAGCAUUUGCUAAGACGCACACCUCGUGAUGGAUCUACCGUCGACUUACAGGAUCUCUUCUUCAAAUUCACCAUGGAUACGGCUACACAAUUUCUUUUUGGACAUUCUAUUAACAUCCAAUCUGAUUCGGACCAUUCAUCUGGCGGUGUAUCCGAUGCAGAGUUUGUCGAGCAGUAUACAUAUACCCAACUCGAAGCUUCUCACAACAUCCGACUCGGACCACUUGCACAGUUUCGAUACAACUCUGCAGCCAACAAGGCUCGGAAGACUGUAUUCACUUACGUCGAUCAUUAUAUCGAUGGAGCCCUAGAUGCGCUCAAGAAGAAUAAAAACAGUACGAUCUCGAAAGAGAAUGAUUCACGUCCAUAUAUAUUCCUUGAAGAAAUCGCCAAAUUGACCACAGAUCGACAGGUUCUUCGAGAUCAAGUCCUCAAUAUCCUUUUAGCAGGUCGCGAUACAACCGCUAGCUUACUAAGUAACCUAUUUUUUAUGCUGGCGCGGUACCCGAACGUAUGGAGGAAACUUCGAGCUGAAGUAAUGAACCUCAAUGGCCAGCUUCCAACUUAUUCUGACUUGCGAAAUAUGAAACAUCUUCGCCAAUGUAUCAAUGAGUCUCUUCGCAUCCACCCGGUAGUCCCCGCAAAUACUCGCGAAGCCGUUCGUGAUACAUUUAUUCCACACGGUGGGGGCAACGACGGCCAAGCACCGUUAUUUGUCAAAGCUGGCACACGAGUCUUGUAUAGUGUGUAUUCAAUACAUCGUCGUAAAGAUAUUUUUGGUGAAGACGUAGAGACGUUUCGUCCCGAGCGUUGGGAUCAUAUACAACCAAAAUGGGAGUUUCUGCCAUUUAAUGGCGGCCCGAGAAUUUGUUUGGGACAACAAUUUGCGCCGACUGAAGCAUCGUUUGUGAUUGUAAGAAUGCUGCAGGAAUUUGAAAAGAUUGAGCAGAGAGAUGAGAGACCGUGGAUGGAGGCUUAUACAUUGGUCGUUUGUUCGUACAAUGGGACAAGGGUGUCGUUGACUUCUGCUAGAUGA
Molecule: messenger RNA, 1287 nt
Organism: Sclerotinia borealis F-4128
Lineage: Eukaryota; Fungi; Ascomycota; Leotiomycetes; Helotiales; Sclerotiniaceae
Source: the annotation of a GenBank genome assembly